CCUGUUCAAGUUAGAAAAUGGCAAGGACUUAAGCAAAAAUUAAUAGAAGCUUUGCUCCAUGUUCGGAGAUUAAGUAAUGGCUUUCGUCCAAAGUACCCAGAACUUGAAGUGGUUUUAAGUCUAUGGGUUAGAGAGUUACGUCAAAGUUUGAAAGUUGUAACACGAGCAAUGAUACAAUUAAAAGCUAAAGCUUUAUCACAUCAUUCAGAUAUAAAUAUGGAAGAUCAUCAGAGAAUCGAGAAUAUAGAAACAUAUUUUAGUCAAGAAAAAGAAGAUAGUAUCGAAGAAUAUGAAGAUGAUUACUAUGAAG
Molecule: messenger RNA, 310 nt
Organism: Dentiscutata erythropus
Lineage: Eukaryota; Fungi; Glomeromycota; Glomeromycetes; Diversisporales; Gigasporaceae
Source: the annotation of a GenBank genome assembly